Molecule: messenger RNA, 2289 nt
Organism: Cyprinus carpio (common carp)
Lineage: Eukaryota; Metazoa; Chordata; Actinopteri; Cypriniformes; Cyprinidae
Product: olfactory receptor 52K2-like
Biological process (GO): G protein-coupled receptor signaling pathway
Cellular component (GO): membrane
Molecular function (GO): G protein-coupled receptor activity; olfactory receptor activity
Source: RefSeq, a predicted model, not a curated record
GUUCCUCUGUGGGAAUAGUGCACAGGCUCAUGGGAACACAACGUGGAGUAUUUAGAGACCACAAUUCGUGUAAAGUUUUCAUUCUACUCUAACAUGUGAGACAAAGCAUUAUGAUAGAAAAACAAAGUACAGUAAAAUAAGUUGUAUAGAUUUCUAUUCAUCAACAUAUUGGGAGAGCACAGAGUUUUGUAUAUCUCUUCACAGCAGCUUGACAUCACCAUUUUACAAAGAGGCCAUUUAAAAAGGAAUUAUUUAUCUAAUACUGUCAAAUGCAUUGUACUGUAGUAUAGCUUACUGUAUUGGAUUGAUCAGCAUGAAGAAUCUUUCUGCUCAAAAUAUUUUAUUCACAGACUUCAAACUGAAUGGUUUCUACAGUCUAGGGGAAUGGAGGCCUUUUUUAUUUAUCCCCUUCUUUCUGAUGUUUUUAUUGUCCAUCACUGCAAAUUCUAUUCUCGUAUAUUUAAUCAUAUGUCAAAAGUCUCUGCAUUCUCCCAUGUAUGUACUAAUAGGUUUAAUGGCUGUUGUAGACUUAAUCUUACCUAUAUUUUUUGUACCCAACAUGCUUGUAAGCUUUUUAUUCAACUGGGGUGGGAUAUCCCUAGUUGGUUGUUUGAUACAAAUGUUUUGCAUUCAUUAUGUUGGAGCAUUUCAGUCUACUUUACUUUUGUGGAUGGCACUGGAUCGUUACUUUGCAAUAUGUAAACCUCUUUACUAUCAGAAAUACAUGGAAAUCCCUAACUUUCUAAAGUUUGUUGUUGUCCCACUAAUCAGAAAUGGACUCCUGAAUAUCAGCAUGGUUUCACUGGCUGGAAAACUAACAUUCUGUGCAACAAAUGUUAUUGAUCACUGUUUUUGUGAACACAUGGCAUUGGUUCAAUUAGCAUGUGGAGAUAUAUCUGUUAAUAACUUAGUAGGACUUUUGACUGCUUUCCUGAUACCAACUGCUGAUUUUAUUCUUAUUACUGGUUCCUAUGUUGUGAUUUUUGCCUCUGUGUUUAGAUCUGGUAAGGCCCAAAUGAAGGCCAUAAACACUUGCAUUACUCACAUCAUUGUCAUGACAAGUAGUUUGAUUUUUGCCUUAAUUGCAUUCAUGUCAUACAGAAUAAGAAAUAAUUUUUCUACUAACAGUCGUGUGUUUGUGAGCACAAUGUACUUACUUUUCCCAAGUUGUUUUAACCCAAUUGUUUAUGGAGUGAGAACAAAGGAAAUAAGACAAAAGUUUCUUCAGUUUAUAAGUGAAGUAAAGAUCUUUCCUUUGUAAACAAAUCCAUUUUAUAUAUGAUCAACAAUAAUAUGCUGAAACUGUAACUGUAACAUUUAAGUAAGGAUUUAUUAUUUUGUUAAAGUUUUAGAUUAAAAUAAUGGCUAUUGUUGUGAUUUGUACAAGCCUACAUUUCACUCAGAUGGGCAUAUUUUUAACAUAUUUUAGAUGCCAUAACUACACAAAAUAACAUCUAAAUAAGGAAGUGUGGUUGCAGUGACAAUGAAAAAGAAUAACACUAACAAGGUCUUUAAUCCACAAAGAAAUACACUGAAGAACACUGAGAAACUAUAACACAACCAUGCAUAUAGAUAGGAACUGACAAAUAAAUUCAGGCUAUAAAGUGAGAUACCAGCCAAACCAAAUGAUGAACACAUGAACAGAAUCAAACAAUGAAUAACCAUGGUAACAGAACAGAACAAACAGAACCAAAUGACCCUUUGCCAAGAGCUUAACUUUCAGGCAAUCUGACCAAUCAUAAUGCUGAAUCCGCCAUCUUGUCUGACAAACAAAGCGGACAGGAGUAUAGUUUAUCUUUGAUGGACUUAAACUUGAAAAAUGGUGUGUAUUGACAUCUUUCCAUGGUUGAAAUAAAAUACAUUCUGGUGUUUAUUCAUGUUUAUGUUGUGCUUUAAGUAAAUAUGAAAAGAUUGUGCAAUCAUCAGUGCAUACAGGCAAUACAGUGAUCUGUCAUGACAUACAUUAAAGAGCUACAAACAGUAUUAAUUAUUUUAAUUUGAUUUUUAUUUAUUUUAAUUAUUUUUUUAAUAAAAAAUUUAAUUUGAAAGCUGAGACAUUGUUUCACACCAGAAGUAACAAGAAGCAUGUUUCAGCCAAGUUUCAGCUAUAGAAGCAUGCAACAUCCAGUAGAUGACACUUGCACUCUUUCAUUGGCUAUUGCGGGUAUCAUGUGAGAGGCAGCCCAAUCAAAAGUUGAUAUUUAUGAUUUGAGUUAAGGGAUGGUCCGCCUCGAUCAGGAGCAGUUAAAUAAUCAUAAUAGGCUUGUUCAACUUAAUGCAACACCACAA